AUGACCAGAUUUAGCUCACCAUUUAUAAAACAAACAUCAUUUGAAGUUGAAUAUGCACCAGCUUUUAUUACAAAAUGGAAGUCAGAACGAACUGGAUUACAAAUCACUUACAUAAAUCAACCUUCUCCAAUAGUAAGUGGUUAUUUUGCAGUUGCUACAGAAAUUGAAAAUAAUUCUGGUUGUCCACAUACUUUGGAACAUUUAAUAUUUAUGGGUUCAAAAAAAUAUCCAUAUAAGGGAUUAUUAGAUAGUUUGGGUAAUAGAUUAUAUUCACAAACAAAUGCAUGGACCGCGGUUGAUCAAACUGUAUAUACCUUAACAACUGCAGGUUGGGAUGGAUUUAAAACAUUGUUACCUAUAUAUUUAGAUCAUUUAUUUAAUCCUACAUUAACUGAUGAAGCAUGUCUAACUGAAGUUUAUCAUAUUGAUGGGAAAGGGAAAGAAAAAGGUGUUGUGUUUAGUGAGAUGCAAGGAAUUGAAAGCCAAUCAUGGUUUGUUACUUUUAAUAAAAUGCAAGAAUUAUUGUAUGCACCAAAAUCUGGUUACUCUUCUGAAACUGGUGGAUUGAUGUCAGAGUUACGUCAUUUAACCAAUGAUCAAAUAAAAGAGUUCCAUAAAUCAAUGUAUAGACCAGAUAAUUUAUGUGUCAUUAUUACUGGAUCAGUGGAUCAAGAUGAAUUAUUACAAAUAAUGACUGAUUUUGAUAAUGAACUUGAGGCAAAACCUACUACGCCAAAAGCAAGACCAUUUGUCGAUUCAAAAAAAGAUGAACCACUUACCGAAGACAUUAUCAAAACUGUUGAAUUCCCAGAAAAAGAUGAAUCCACAGGAGAAGUUUUAAUUUCAUGGAUAGGUCCAAAUGGUAAUGAUUCAUUAACUAAUACAGCUAUAGAUAUGAUUGGUGCUUAUUUCACAGACAGUCCAAUUUCAUUAUUCAAUAAGCAUUUCGUAGAGACUGAGAAUCCGUUAGCUACAGAUAUAGAAUAUACAACGGAUGAUUAUUAUAGAACAGCAUUAAAUUUUGUAUGUAAUGGGGUACCAACUGAAAAAUUAAACGAUUUACAAAUUAAGAUCAAAGAGCUUAUCAAAACUCAAACAAAUCCAGAUAAUAUGAAUCUUUUGUACCUUAGACAAAUUAUAAAUCAACAAAGAUUAAAAUUUAUAUCACAAACUGAAAAAUCACCAUCUACAUUUUCAAAUAUUGCUAUUUUGGAAUUUAUAUAUGGUAACCCAGACGGUAGUGAUUUACCGAAAUGGACUCAAGAUUUAAAAGAAUACGAUGAAUUAUUAACUUGGACAUCUGAACAAUGGGCUGAACUCAUCAAAACAUAUUUCGUUGAUAAUAAAUGUGCUACUAUUUUAGGUAAACCAUCUGAAAAAUUAAACGAGCUUACCAAAAAGCAAAACAAGAAAUUCCACAAACAAAUCAAAGCAGAUUUAGGAGAAUCAGGAUUAUUAGAACACAAGGAAAAAUUAAAAGAAGCACAAAAUUUCAACGAUAGACCUAUCCCCGAUGAAUUAUUAACUAAAUUCACAAAACCUGAUCCACUGAAAAUUUCAUUCAUCAAAACAAAAUCCUACAAAGCUGGUAAAACUAAAGGAAUAGUUGAUUUAUCCACAAAUCAAUAUAUUGAAAAUGACGAGUUUAGUGAACUACUUAAAAAAGAUACACCAACAAAUUUUCCCAUGUUCAUGCAUUUAGAAUCUUAUAAAUCUCAAUUCUCAACUAUUCAAUUAGUGAUGUCAUCCACUAAAAUGAGAUCAGAUUUAUUGAAAUAUAUGUCAGUAAUUGAAGAAAUUUUUACAAUGUCCAUGAAAUUACCUAAUGGGACAUACAUGCCAUAUGAACAAGUAAUAUCUGGGUUAAAUAGUGAUUUAAUAGAAUUUCAAUUAGAUAAUGGUUACGAUUAUCAAUUUUUAGAAUUAAUUUCAAUGACGGUAAAAUUUGAAAACAAGAACUACCAUAGGGCAAUAAAUUGGUUAUAUAAGAUUAUAAAUUUUGUUGAAUUUGAAGAAUCAAGAAUUAAAAUCAUAAUUGAAAAAUUAAUAAACUCAUUACCAGAUAAGAAACGUAAUGGAGAAUUAAUGAUGUAUUCAGCACAAUACAGGAAUUUAUUCAAUAAUAAAUCGCUAAGAAAAGAACAAGAUUUUAUAAAUACUGAACAAUUUUAUAGAGAUUGUUUAAAACAAAUAGAAGCGGGAGAAUUUUCAAAGAUUAAAAAGGACUUACUCGAAAUUAAGGAACACUUAUUCAAUUUAGAAAAUAUCAAGAUAAUAAUAAUAGGUAAUGUAACAACAUUAGAAAACCCAGUGAGUUCAUGGACAAAUUUCAUUCAACCACAACCUUCAAUAAUGAACAUACAACCAUUUCAAAACUUACCACGUUCAUUUCAAUUUAAAUCUUCACUCGGAACAAAAUGUAAUCAUGAAGCAUUCUUGAUAAAUAUCCCAGCAACUGAAUCAACUCAACUCAUAUCAGUGACCACAAUCCCAACUGAUUAUUUAAAUGACGACAUACCUAGAAUUUCAUUAGCUAUAGAAUUUUUAUGUGCAGUCGAAGGUCCAUUUUGGAGAGCUAUUAGAGGAACAGGUUUAGCAUAUGGUGUAUCCAUCAAAAAAAAUUUGGAAACUGGGUACUUAACCUUUUCGAUAUUCAGAGGUUCAAAUGCUAAACAAGCAUGGAUAGAAGCUCAAAAAAUCGUUGAAUCAUACUCGAGUGGUGAACAAAAGAUAGAUGAUUUAGUAAUUGAAAGUGCUGUUGCUGCUAUAAUCAACGAAAUUACAAAUAAUCAAGAAUCAAAUUAUGAAUCAGCAAGUAAUAAAAUUAUUGAUAACGUGUUUAAACGAAGAGGUCCAAAUUUUAUUGAGAAUUAUAUUAAACAAUUGAAUGCUUUGUCAGCUAAAGAUAUAGUUUACGUUUUGAAGAAAUAUUUUUUAAAUUUGUUUGAUUCAAAUAGUUCAGUUGUUUUCACUAGUUUACCAUCUGAUAAAAUUGAAGAAAUGGGUAGAUUUUUCAAUGGAAAAGGGUAUAAUAUUAACGUUGAGGAAAUUCAAGGGAUUGAAGAUGGUGAAGAAGAAGAAGAAGAAGAAGAAGAAUCAGGAAGUGAAGAAGAAGAAACUGAAGAAGAAGAAGAAGAGUCUAGUGAUGAUGAUGAAUCUGAAAGUGAUGAAGAUGAAAUAAAGAAUGGUAAAAAGUAA
Molecule: messenger RNA, 3198 nt
Organism: Lodderomyces jiufengensis
Lineage: Eukaryota; Fungi; Ascomycota; Pichiomycetes; Serinales; Debaryomycetaceae
Exons: 1
Coding region: 1-3198 (1065 amino acids)
Molecular function (GO): metal ion binding
Source: RefSeq, a predicted model, not a curated record